CUCCAGGUGAUCCCCCCCCCCCCCCCCCAGGUGUGUGUGGCCAUGCUGCUGCCUCUGCUGGUGCGUCCGUCCCUCUGCAGCUCUCAGGUGUCGGUGCUGUUGCAGCGAUGCGUCCGGACGCUUCAGUGCGACACUUCGAAGGCCCUCCACUCUCAGACUGAGCACUGCUUCCUGCGGCGGAGGCUUCCUUUGUGCCUCCACUCUCAGAGCCGUGGCGCCAAGAGUCGACACAGGCAGAGCAGGAGCCAAGAGCAGGAGUGGAAGAGCAGGAACAAGACGGUGCUGACGUACAUCGUGGCUGCCGGGGUGGGAAUGAUCGGCCUGUCCUACGCUGCCGUGCCGCUCUACAGACUCUACUGCCAGGCGUCCGGGCUCGGUGGCACGGCGGUGGCCGGCCACGAUGCAGAUCAGGUGGAGUCAAUGACGCCGGUGAAGGAACGCAUCAUAAAGAUCCAGUUCAACGCCGACACGCACGCCAGCAUCCAGUGGAACUUCAGGCCGCAGCAGACGGAGAUCUUUGUGGUUCCAGGUGAGACGGCGCUGGCCUUCUACAGAGCCAGAAACCCCACAGACAAAGCCAUCAUCGGCAUCUCCACCUACAACGUGGUGCCCUUUGAUGCAGGACAAUAUUUCAACAAGAUCCAGUGUUUCUGCUUCGAGGAGCAACGUCUGAACCCUCACGAGGAGGUCGACAUGCCCGUCUUCUUUUACAUCGACCCGGAGUUUGACGAUGACCCGAGGAUGGCACGAGUGGACACCAUCACUCUGUCCUACACCUUCUUUGAGGCUAAAGAGGGUCAGAAGCUUCCUCUGCCGGGAUACAGCUACAACUGACAGAGACAACGCUGAAAGACUCAACCUGGACCUGUGUGUGGGCUUAAAUAUCAGCAGAGCAACAGGAAAGCAGAGGAAUAUAAUCCAAGACUCUUUUCUUUAUUUUAAAAGUCUAUUAGUCUAUUAAUCAAUUAAUUACCAAUCAUUAAA
Molecule: messenger RNA, 984 nt
Organism: Scomber japonicus (chub mackerel)
Lineage: Eukaryota; Metazoa; Chordata; Actinopteri; Scombriformes; Scombridae
Gene: cox11
Product: cytochrome c oxidase assembly protein COX11, mitochondrial
Exons: 4
Coding region: 43-834 (263 amino acids)
Cellular component (GO): mitochondrial inner membrane
Molecular function (GO): copper ion binding
Source: RefSeq, a predicted model, not a curated record